AUGCCGACUAGAUCGGACCCUUUGGAGAAAUGGGGUACAUGUCUUGUGGGAUAUUUUGUUGAUAAGGGAGUAGGUUAUAAUUAUCUACGGAAUAGUGCUUUUGGGGUGUGGAAAACUAAAGGUCAGAAGGAAGUACUUACAAAUGGAGAUGGCUUCAUGUUCCUCAUCUUUGAUACCCCUGACAGUUGUAGAGAAGUCCUUGAAGGAGGCCCGUGGUACAUAGGAGGGUAUCUUCUCAUUCUGAAACAAUGGAAAAGAAUGAUGAAGUUAGCCAAGGAAAAAUCUACAAAAAUUCCAGUCUGGGUGAAAUUCUUUAAUAUUCCGCUGGAGUAUUGGGAUCCGGAUGGUCUAAGUCGCGUUGCUAGUGUAAUAGGGAACCCCCUUUUCAUGGACCAGCUCACGGCUAGGGGCAGUAGGGUGGCAUUUGCAAGGUUUUGUGUUGAAAUUGAGGCGACUUCAAAAUUUCCAUCUUACUUCCAAAUAAGAUGUGAGGAUGAAGCUGUGCUAAUUAGAGUUGAAUAUCAGGGUUUUCCAUCUAUAUGCCAACAUUGUCAAAUUUUUGGACAUAACACUGAUAAGUGUGUGCCAAAGCAAGUUGCCCAAUUAGUCUCUCUUCAAAAGACAACUGAGGAAAAUGUUUCCGAUCAUGAAGAAUGA
Camellia sinensis is the source of this 657-nucleotide messenger RNA. The record is from RefSeq and is a predicted model, not a curated record. NCBI's taxonomy places the organism in Eukaryota, Viridiplantae, Streptophyta, Magnoliopsida, Ericales, Theaceae.